GGUACGCGUUUCAGGCAGAAUGAGAGAGCUUAUCCUAAUGGCCGCUAUUUGCGGGUCGGUUUUUCACGCCAGCGCGAUAUCCGAUCCCGCGUACCAGAACACCCAGUACGCUCAGGCCAUCCCGCAGGGGUACAAGCAACCUGCUAGGCCCGUAUACGAAGCAAAACCCGAGGGAUUACAGUACUAUGCCAGUCAGCAGCAGCCCCAGAAGAACGUUAUACAGAGGCCUCAGAGUCCCAUACCUCAGAUAUUGUUCACCACCAUUCCCCAGGCUCAGCUACAACCGCAGCAUCCGCAGCAGAGACCCGUCCAAACAUUAUUCUAUGACCAGGCGGUGAAGGCCCAGCAGCAAGCUCAAGCCCAGGCCAGGCAGUCUCAGCAGCAGCAGCAGCAGCAGGCUUACGCGCAGCCCGUGUACCAGCCUCAGGUCAAGUACGUGACCAGGCCUGAACAGCCCGUGUACAGCGCGAAGAUACCGCAGCAGCAGCAGCAGCAGCAGCAGCAGAGGCAGCAACAACCCAGAGACGACCAGGCCGACGACUAUGACCCAAGCCCGUCGUACCAGUUCGGCUUCGACGUUAAAGACGACCAGUACACCAACUACCAGAACAGGAAGGAAGAACGGGAAGGCAACAAGAUCACCGGGAGCUACUCUGUCGUCGACGCCGACGGCUACAUCAGGACCGUAAAGUACACGGCGGACCCGAAAGAGGGCUUCAAAGCUGAGGUGACGAGGGAACCCACAGACAUCGUCAUCAAGACGCCCAAGCCGGACCCUCAGCAAUUUCAGACGGUCCAUCGGCAACCCCCCGUCAGACCGCAAUACGUCCAGGCCGCACCGCAGCAGAGGCCCCAGUACGCUCAGGAAGAAGAUCAGAACGUGGUGUACAGGUACCAGUGACGUGUCUGGCUGGGUUAUACUACUGUUUUAUCGCUAAGUAAUCUUUUUUAAAUUGUAAAUUGUGAUUUUGUUUAUUUUUAUACGUCGACCUACGGUCGUUAGGAUUUUAUUUAUCUGACGGAU
Cylas formicarius (sweet potato weevil) is the source of this 1024-nucleotide messenger RNA. RefSeq names its product cuticle protein 19.8 (gene Cpr66D). Bases 20 to 901 code for a protein of 293 amino acids. The transcript is spliced from 7 exons. The record is from RefSeq and is a predicted model, not a curated record. Lineage: Eukaryota; Metazoa; Arthropoda; Insecta; Coleoptera; Brentidae. Gene Ontology annotation, cellular component: extracellular matrix.